Molecule: messenger RNA, 732 nt
Organism: Syzygium oleosum
Lineage: Eukaryota; Viridiplantae; Streptophyta; Magnoliopsida; Myrtales; Myrtaceae
Product: extensin-1-like
Exons: 2
Coding region: 1-732 (243 amino acids)
Source: RefSeq, a predicted model, not a curated record
AUGGGCCACCUCCUACCACUGGCUGCCGACUCCCGCCACUACCCUCCUCUCAUCACCACCUCCCUCCCGUCGUCGCCCACCUACCGUUCGCCACCUCCCGCCAUCCGUCGGCCGUCAUCCCUCACUGUCAACUGCCAUGGGCCGUCAUUGCUGGCCGCCUCCCGCCGCUGCCCACUUGCUGUUCGUUGCCUCCCGCCAUCCGUCGGCUGUCGUCCCCCGCCGCGACCGCCGUGGGCAACCGCCCAUCUCCCGCCGCCGUCCCAUGCUGUUCGUUGCCUCCCGCCAUCUGCUUGCCAUUGUCUCCUGUCGCCGACCGCCAUGGGCCGCCUCCCACCGCCGCCCCCUAUCGUUCGCUGCCUCCUACCAUCCGCUGGCCAUUUUCCCCCGCCACCGAUAGCCGUGGGCCGCUGCCGCCCUUCUCCUGCCGCCGCCCUUCUCCUGCCACUGCCCACCUCCCGUCGCCGCUCGCCUGUCAUUCACUACCUCCAGCCAUCCGCCGGCCGUCGUCCACCGCUGCCGACCGCCGUGGGCUACCGCUCGCCCCCCUCCCACUACCGGCCACCACCUCCUGCCGCCGCCCUCCUGCCGCCACGCUCCUCUCACCACCGCCCGCCUCCCGCCAUCGAUCGUCGCUUGCCUCUCGUCAUUGUCGACGCUGACCACCUCUUGCCACCGUCCUCCGCAUUGGCCGCGCCACCUGUGCUUGAAGCAUGGUUUGACAUCUUGGUUUGA